This is a messenger RNA of Plasmodium gonderi, 891 nucleotides long. RefSeq names its product variable surface protein. The transcript is spliced from 3 exons. NCBI's taxonomy places the organism in Eukaryota, Apicomplexa, Aconoidasida, Haemosporida, Plasmodiidae. The record is from RefSeq and is a predicted model, not a curated record. The coding region runs from base 1 to 891 and encodes 296 amino acids.
AUGAGUGAUGCUAAGGAACAGAGUAAUGUCGUAUGCUUCAUAUGUUUAUUAAAGUUAUUAAUUGUUAAUAUAUUUAUAAAAUAUAUUGUUUUGAGUGUAUAUUUAGAUCACAUAAACAAUAAUAAAGCUACGUUGAAGCCAGAAAUAUGCUGCAAAUAUUUCUAUUACAAGUUAAAAAAAUUAUUACUGAAAAGCAAUAAUUGUAACUGUGGAGAAACUUAUGACUGUUAUAAAGAAAUGACACAACUAGAAAAAGAUAAUAUUGAUACCAAAAUACUUGAUAUAUGUAUAAACUAUUCUAUAAAUAUUGAUGAAAAUACAUUUAAAAUAUUUGAUAAACUUGAUGAACUAGUUAAGAGUUAUAAUAAAUUUUAUUAUGGUCAUAAAAAUUAUUCCGAUCUUAAAGCAUUUAUAGCCCAUAUGAAAUACGUAGAAGGAUGUGAAUUUUAUAAUAGUGAGAGUAUUAAAAUAUUGUUGAAAAAUUAUGAUGAUCUUUUUAAAACAUAUGUGAAUACAUUACCAAAAAAUGAUCCUAAAUAUCAUUAUCUCACUAAGGAUGGAUACAUUAAUGGAGUAUUGAAUGUAGUAUCAGGAACGAAAGAAAAACUAGCGGUCACAGAAGGACAAAAAUAUUUUGCUUCAGUUACAGAAACACAUACGGAUUUUGCUGCAGGUAGUGGUGGAGGUAUAUGUUUUUUAUUUUUUGUAAUAUUAGUUAUUGUAUUCAUUUUGUAUAAGUAUACCCCUUAUUUUUUAUUUUUACAACCAUGGGUAAGGAGGUUAAGAAAAAAAUUAAAAAAAAAUUACAAAAAUAAUCUGUGUCUCAUGGACACAUGUGAAUUUGAAUACAAAAAUUCAGUUGAUAAUAGGUAUAAAACAGCAUAUAAUUAA